AUGUCGGGCGCCGACAAAGCCCGCUUCUAUCUCGAGCAGUCCGUUCCCGAGCUGCGCGAGCUGGAACGGAAGGAGCUGUUCUCCAGGGACGAAAUCACCGCCAUUGCCAAGAAGAGGAGCGAGUUCGAGCACAUUCUCAACGGCCGCGGAUCCUCGUCCCCCUCCGACUUUGCUCGCUACGCCGAAUACGAGAUGAAUCUGGAGUCGCUGCGGAAGAAGCGAGCGAAGCGCAUGGGAGUCAAGGCCGGCGGCCACAGCGGCCAGCGCCGUAUCAUGUUCAUCCUGGAUCGCGCUACACGAAAGUUCCACGGCGAUGUUGCUCUCUGGUUCCAGUACCUCACCUAUCUGCGUUCGCAGAAAUCCACCGGCAAGAAGAUGAAGGAGGUCCUGACAUCGGUGCUUCGCAUGCACCCGACGAAGCCGGAUCUAUGGGUGUGGGGCGCUCGCACAGCCUUGGACGCCGACGCCGACAUGACGAGCGCAAGAGGGUACAUGCAGCGCGGACUGAGGUUCUGCAAGAACUCUAGGCAGUUAUGGUUGGAGUACGCCAAACUGGAGAUGAUUUAUGUCGCAAAGAUCGCGGCUCGGAGGCAGAUUCUGGGUCUUGAUCAAGAGCGGAAGAAGACAGAAGAGGUGGCCGAGGACCCAGACGCAGACAUGAUUGCGCUUCCCGACGUCACGGCAGAAGACAUCAACCCCAGCUUGGCCAAGGAUGACGGUGUCGACGAGGUGGCUUUGCAGAACCUCGCCAACACGCCCGUACUGCAGGGCGCUAUCCCACGGGCCAUCUUCGAUGAGGCGAUGAAGCAAUUCCAGAACGACCCCAGGCUGGCCGAGCAGUUCUUCGACAUGUUCGCUGAAUUCAACCGGACGCCAUGUACCAGGACCCUGCUUCAGUACAUUGUGGACACGCUGAACAAGAGGAACCCGACUGCCCUGCCAAGCCAGGUUUGCAACUUCAAGCUACCAUUGUUCGGUCUAGAACCCACCUCUGCCGAGUUCCCUGGCGCUCUUGGCAAAGCUCUUCAGAGCAUCAAGGCAUCUCUACAGCAAACUCCACAGACGAAGCAUCAGCUGGCCGAGAAGGCCAUCUUGUGGAUUCUGCCUAUUCUACACGUGGAAGACCUGGAUGACGCACUACGCCAGGUUCUAUCCGCCUCUCUUCGCCAAUACGUCCGCUCUUUGCAGGGUGAAGAUCAGCUGGUCAGUGCCGUCGCUGGGUUGCAGCAGGCGAAACGGACGGAAGAUGCGCGCGUUCUAGUCGAGUGCUGGUCGAGACAGUGGCCCGGCAGCGAGCGCCUGAUUCAGGCUCAAGCAUCGUUGGAGGUGUGA
This is a messenger RNA of Diplodia corticola, 1332 nucleotides long. Its product is annotated as rrna processing protein utp6. Lineage: Eukaryota; Fungi; Ascomycota; Dothideomycetes; Botryosphaeriales; Botryosphaeriaceae. Gene Ontology annotation, biological process: maturation of SSU-rRNA from tricistronic rRNA transcript (SSU-rRNA, 5.8S rRNA, LSU-rRNA). Gene Ontology annotation, cellular component: small-subunit processome; Pwp2p-containing subcomplex of 90S preribosome. The transcript is spliced from 2 exons. Gene Ontology annotation, molecular function: snoRNA binding; protein binding. The record is from RefSeq and is a predicted model, not a curated record. The coding region runs from base 1 to 1332 and encodes 443 amino acids.